AUGCUGGAUCAGCUGGUCAAGGAACGUGACCACUUGACCGCUUCCAGUGACUACGGCUUCAAUUUCACGAGCAGCAACCACUCCAUGACCCCCGGCCGGAAUUUUUACAUGCACCCGAUCCCCCCGAGUCCAAACUCCUACAACAACAUCACCUACCGCGAAGCGGUCACGAAAAAGCUGCACAAGCCGGUGCCCGUGCCCGCCGACGUGCUGUUGGCACUUACGAAGCACAAGAUGAAACGCGAAGCGGAGCAAGACGGCUACGAGUUCGAUGACGAAGCGGCGGACGAAUCUUUAGGCCUGGAGGACCUGCCAGCUCCGGAGGAGGACAAACAGGAUCAGCAACCGGAUGUUGAGAUGACGACUGCAACAAGAAGAACUACAGCUGCUGCAACAGACGAAGGCACUAGCGCAGUAGAGCCAGCCGCGCCCUCCUCCUCCCUUAUGGAAAGUGAACGACAAACCACGACGAGAAUAAAAGCGACUUCAGCGGCAUCCACCGGGAAAAGUAAAAAGCGACAAAAGAAGAUGAAAGUCCGCCAGAAGAAAGAAAUGUCAAGAAGUGCGAAGGCCCGGGCCUACCAGAACGCGAUUGAUGCGUUCAAUCAGCAGAUGCAUCGUAUGGGAGUGUCAAAAUCGAAAUCGUCAAAGUUGAAAUGAUUUGCCAUGCAUAAAAUGGAUGCCAGUUGGAACCCAGUUUCCAAGUAGUGCAUGACAAAUUUUGGCGGUCCUUAAAUCCAGUUUGUCACGCUGUUUAGGCAAAGACGGCUGAUCUUCUCAUGCUACUUUAGCAGCUCGAGCUCUAACCCCAACCAGGCUUACAAUCGACCUCACUUGCCUGCUCUGCAACGCACGCGCCUCGCGUCAUGCAUUUUAUGCAUGACAAACUAUUUAAACUUUGACGAUUUCAAUCCUGACAGCACUUCCAUACAUCGCAUUCUGGAAGUCGACGGAAAAAUCAGGCAUCCGGGGAAGCGGGAAAAGCUGUUUGGAUAA
This is a messenger RNA of Amoebophrya sp. A120, 996 nucleotides long. The record is from the annotation of a GenBank genome assembly. Lineage: Eukaryota; Dinophyceae; Syndiniales; Amoebophryaceae.